This is a messenger RNA of Daphnia pulicaria, 8375 nucleotides long. It is a transcript of the gene Rbp, whose product is annotated as peripheral-type benzodiazepine receptor-associated protein 1-like. The transcript has 29 exons. Gene Ontology annotation, biological process: neuromuscular synaptic transmission. The coding region runs from base 187 to 7098 and encodes 2303 amino acids. NCBI's taxonomy places the organism in Eukaryota, Metazoa, Arthropoda, Branchiopoda, Diplostraca, Daphniidae. The record is from RefSeq and is a predicted model, not a curated record. Gene Ontology annotation, molecular function: protein binding.
UAUAAAAGACGGACGUUUGCAUUGGGUCGAGUUUAGUCACAACUUAUCCGGCGUCACUUGCAAGUUGCCCGUCUCUUUCGCCACAUGUGUGCACAGUUUAUGCACUGCCAGAUGCGGGAUUGACGUCAUUCGCCCGUUUUUUGUUCAACCGGAUUGGAUUUCGUCCACUUUUUGAAACAAAGAAAAAUGGCUGACGGAUGGAUUCCGGCGGACAAUGGAGGAGCCCACAAGGAUCUCAGGAGGAGGAUCUCGAAUUCGGCCCAAAGUUUGAACCGAUUCGUCCGGCUGCCCAAACCCAAAAAGUGUCGAUCGUGGGGCCGUCAGUUGUUGCGACGCUGGUCCAGCAGUGGGGCCAGUCUCUUUGGAGGAUUUUUCGCUUCCACUCCGUCGGCCGGUGGAUCCUGCGGGAGUGGUGACGUGAGGAAUCCGGAUUCUCCUCCUCGGUCGCUGGACGCGGAUGUUUUCGCUUCGCUGUCGUCGGAUUACGUCCACUUUGGGACGGCCACGCCCCCUCCUAAGCCUCCGCGAGUCCGUCGGUGGUCGACAGUCAGCGAUGGAUCCUGCCCAACCGACUGUGAAGGAUCGCUCACUUCUGUGCAGUCGAGCGGAUUACUGCAAGAGGAGGAGGAGCGACGGUUGUUGUUUUUACGGUUCCAGCUGGCGGGCGCAGCUGGAUGUUGUUCCAGCGUCGAGUUGUCAGUUGGGCCGGCAGAUGGCGUCGGCCAAUCCUCAGGUACCGUCGCCGCCGACGUGGGAGAAGAAAUGGAAGGGGCGGAGUCAUUGCGGACGAGUGGCGAUGAAACGCAUUCAUCCGGUGCGGAUGAAGAAGAUGACGACGACCAGCACGACGACAGCAGCAACGGCCACGACUGGAUCGUCACGAAAAGAAAACUGUUGCGUCCAUUAUCACCGCCGCCGGCCACCACCUCUCACCACCACACCCACGGCGACUUCCGCUUGGAGGACGCCCGUCUCUUGUGGCUGGGCUGGCGACUAGGCCGUCCGGAGACGAAGCCGGUGAUAUCGGAACGAGAGCGCGGACUAUUGCAACGGGCCAACAGCCUCAAUAUCCACAUCAGUCAGCUGCAACGGAACCAACGGAUCUUGUCCAGCGAGAAUGAGCAAUUGAAACGUCAAAUGGAGAUGGAAAGAGAGCGGCCGGCCGGCCAGCUGCAACGGGAACGUGAGCGUCAGCAAGAGCUGCAACUGCUGCGCAGGAAAAAUGCCGAGCUGGCCAUGCAGACGAAGAAACUGGAAGAGAAAGUCCGCAGUCUGGAAAAGAAAUCGAAGGAGCUGCCGGCCAUCAACGGUGAGCGGACGCAGCAGGUUGUGACCAUGUCCAGGGAGCGGUUGAUUGACAACAAGUUGCAACUUCAAGUCCACCAGCAACAACAGCAGCAACAACAACAAGCGAAACAGACGACAAAUGCGUUGCGCUGGCGUGAAAAGGAAGUUGAAAUGCAAAAUCGCUUGACGGAACGGGAAAAGGAGAUUGGCCGUCUCAAGGAGAAGCUCAGGGACCUGACCAAGAAACUACAACAGGAGCAACAACAUUACAACAGCAAGGAGUCGCUGCAAACGCAACAAAACGGGGUGGAAUGGACCAUCUUGUCUCAGGGUUCCAGGGAAUUGGAAGGACUUUUGAAACUCGUCUCCAAAGAACGACUCCAGCUGGAACGCAAUUUCGUCCUGGCCACUCAGGGAUUGCAGCGAAGUGCCGAGCUUGACGUGACUCGCUACUCGGCCUUGGAGGCGACCAACGUCCAGCUCCGGCGGCAGGUGGAACAGCUGGAACUGCUGUGCAAGGAACAGGCCGAAGCGGCCCAGCAGCUCAGCAAAAGGCAACAGGAUCGAGAAGUGCUGGCCGAGCGACUUAAAGCCAAAACAGAGUACAGUCAAGACUUGGAGAAUCAGCUGAGCAAAGUUAUCGACAAGAACGCCGAAUUGACCAUUGAGAAUUGUGACCUGAAGAAACAAGCCCAGGAGCUGCACCAGUUUGAAACGGAAUGCCAGACGCUUCGUAGCUCGUUGAACACGGUGGAAAGCCAGUGCCAGGCGGCCCAGAGCGAAGUAGCCCAGCUCAAGGAGAAGAUGGCCGGCCUGGAUCAUGUCCUCAGGCAAAUGAGAGAAGCGGCCGAGAAGAAAAAGGAAUUGGAAAAACAACAUGGAGAGUCGGUCAAUGAGUUGCGGACGGCCCAGGCCCAGCUGGGAUUGCUGGCCAGCAACAAGAACACGGAAGUGGAGCGGGCACAACAUUCUCAGAACAUCGAGUCGCUUCAGUCGAGGAUUCGCGAGCUGGAAAGGAAAAUGGAAUUGCAGAACGUGAGACACGAUGAAUUGUUGCUGGAACUGGCGGCCUUGAGACGGAACCAGCACCACCACCACAGCAACAGCAGCGGAGCUGGAAGCAGCCACCACGGCAGCAGUCAGUCACUAGGAGCCACAUUCGAUUUAGAUUCAAGGGGAUCCAGCCCAGAUUCACUGAGGUAUUUAGCCAAUGGUGCUGGAUCGGUGACACGGACAACCCCUCUGGGACAGAGUGCCUCCAAUUUAGACGCUCUCCUCGAAAUGGACUUGGCCGUCUCGAAUUACAACCUGGGCAAGAGCCUUUCGCAGCCGGUGGUUUCGACGUCUUCCAUGUCGAAACUGACGGGCAUCAACAGUGGCGGAUCGUCCAGCAGCAGUAGCCAUCACCACAGCGACAUCGAGCGGAUCAUGGCCAAAAUCGAGCAGGAUAACCGAGUGCUGGCCGAGCUGGACAAAUCGCGCGCCACAAUCAGUUCUGGAUAUUCCAGUCACAACGGGGCGAGUGGAUCGGCCGGCCAGUCGAUGAGUCCGUCUCUGUACGGCAGCACAAGUUCGUCGGUGGGUUUGACGUCGACGGGUUUGACGACAUUGACCAAUACGUCGUCCAUGUUUUUCCCGGCCAGCAGCGGCAGCAACACGACGGCCGUCUCGACGGCGGCCGCCGAUUUGGCCCACACGCUGAGCUUAGGCGUUGCCCAGCAGCAGCAACAUCACAAUUCAUCGCUGGUCUCUGGUGGACUGAGAUCGACGCUGACGGCGCCCGGCAGCGGUGGCGGUGGCAGCAUGGCCUCGAUGUUGCAUCCGCCUUUGUCGCCGCUGAGUCUGCCGGCCCUGCCGCUGGACGCCCAUUCGGCCCACUCGCUCCUGCACACAGUGCCGCUGCAUUCGUUCCGCCACCCGGAGCCCGAGAGCAGCGCCGACAUGCUGGAAAUACCGGGCAAGGGCCGCUGCUACGUCUACCUGGCCAAGUACACGUACGAUCCGUUCAGCCAGUCGCCCAACGACAAUCCGGAAGCGGAAGUCUCGCUGGCCGCCGGCGAUUACGUCCUCGUCUGGGGUACAAUGGAUGAGGACGGAUUUUACGAGGGAGAAUUGCUGGACGGACGCAAAGGUUUGGUCCCAUCGAAUUUCAUCCAGCGGCUGCAGGGUGAGGAUUUGGUGGAAUUCCACCGGGCGGCCGUUCUGGGCCUGCAGAUUUGCGGUGACGACAGCAGCACGACGAGUUUACCUCGUGACCUGCUGGGCGUCAGUCCAAAUCACUUGGCCAGCGGCGUCGGCGGCGGAGUCGGCAACAGCAGCAGAGCCGGCCAUCCGUCUCAUCCGUCGAUUCAUCAACUUCCAUCGCAUCCGCAGCACCAGCAGCAGCACCAGCAACUGCAACAACAACAACACCAGCUACAGCAACAACAGCAACAACAACAAGGUCUGCCACACCAACAGCCGAUUGCGGCCAACGAGCCCAUCGAUCAAGCGCAUAUGCCAGCGGCUGGAAGCAGUCAGGUGGCCUUUCAUAGUCCGGCCAGUCGCAGUAGGGGCAUCAAUCAGUAUGACGCUGCCCGUCAGGCUCUCGACUGGGGUCUGAUGGAGUUGCAGGAAUUCCUGGAAGACGAGGAGCUGGCCCUAGGAGUCAAAGGAGAAGGACCAGACUGGCUCUUCCUUUCGCUGCUAGUCCCACCACCGCGUCAGCUGACGCUGGAACGUCAAUUGAACAAGUCGAUCCUCAUCGGCUGGAAUCAUCCGGAAGGAGCUCCGCCGGAAUCGGGACAGAUUGCCUCCUAUCAUGUCUACGUCGACGGAAUACUCCGCACCACCAUCCGGGCCGGCGACCGAUGCCGGGCCCUCAUCGAAGGCGUCGAUUCCAGCAAACCGCACCGGAUUAGCGUCCGCUCUGUGACGCUGAGACGCCGGGCCUCGCUGGACGCUGCCUGCACGAUGGUGAUUGGCAAGGAAGUUCCGUCUGCUCCGACUUGCGUCCGGGUGAGUCACGUGACGGCCACGUCGGCCCUGAUUUCCUGGCUGCCGGCCAACUCGAAUUACCAGCACGUCGUCUGCGUCAAUCACGUGGAGGUGCGGACGGUCAAGCCGGGCAUAUUCCGGCACACCAUUUCCGGCCUUUCGCCCAACACCAUCUACCGGGUGACGGUCAAGGCCAAGAACAUCCGCUCGCCGCACUUCAACACGAUGGACGAGACGACGGCCAAGUACGCCGAAAAGUAUUGCACCCACGUCGAGUUCCGCACGCUGCCCAAGGGCGUGCCCGACCCGCCCGUCGACGUCCAGGUCGAGCUGGGCCCCCAGGACGGCACCUUGCUCGUCACCUGGCUGCCCGUCACCAUCAACAGUCAGUCGGGCAAGUCGAACGGCGUCCCCGUCACGGGCUACGCCGUCUACGCCGAUGGCCGCAAGGUGACGGAAGUGGACAGCCCAACGGGCGACCACGCCUUACUGGACAUUUCCAGCUUCAUGGGCCUGCAGGCCAAGCACGUGACGGUGCGGACCAAGGCGAGAGAGAGCCAAUCGGGCGACAGCGUGCCCACCCCUGUACCCAUCGACCUCAUCAAGAACCGUGGCGGCAAUCGGAACGAUGACGUUCAAUGUCCAGUCAAUAACAACGAGAUGGUAGUAGACGAGACGGACGUAGUGGAACAUAGUUUUGGCCCGUCGGAAGACAUUGUAGGCCUGUGGAAUCUCAGUUUGCUGGCCAGCAUCAAGGACACGUUAGAGUCGGAUGAACGGCCGUCUGAACUGUCCGACAUUGCCGAAGAGCCGGAAGAGUAUCAGGACUGCAGUAGCGAUGGCGAAAUGAUGAACGAAACGAGCCGGGGCAGCAACAACAUUGGCCGGCGCAAUUUCAUGGAACAAUCCAACAACGGACGAGGCCAGCAGGGUGGCGGUGGCAUGAUCCAGCGCAAUCAGUACCUCAAUCCUUCCAUGCCCGGACCCAUCCCGUCUAUCGAAAUCACCAAGGAUACGGCCAGCGAGCGAUCGGGCGAUAGCUAUCGCGGCCGUGACGGCCAGCAGGGCAUGUACGACCGAAACAAAUCUCUGCCGGCCAACCGCAACCCGCAGAUGGUGGGCGGCCCCAGGAACGCCCAGGGACAGCAGCAGCAGCAGCAGGGACGGGACAACUAUUACGCCUCGACGACGGGCAGGAAUCAGCAGCAGCAGCAGAAUGACGGCUAUUACGAUCAGCCGGGCAACAGACGCGGACCAGUGGCUCGCGGUGGCAACGGCCGCCAGCCGCCCAUGCAGCAGCAGACGAGGAUCUUUGUCGCCCUGUUCGACUACGAUCCGCCCACCAUGUCGCCCAACCCCGACGCCUGCGACGAAGAAUUGCCCUUCCGCGAGGGCCAGCUCAUCAAAGUUCGAGGCGAUAAAGACGCUGAUGGAUUCUAUUGGGGCGAAGUGGCCGGCCGUUCUGGAUACGUUCCUUGCAACAUGGUGUCUGAAGUCCAGGUGGACGACGAGCGGGUCGCCCAGGAGCUCCUCAAAGAGUCUGGAGCCGACGGGCCGAGUCAUUCCCGUACCCGGCGCAAUUUGCGAGCUCAGGGUCAGCCGGGCCACGGUCGUGACCGCUGGGGCGACAUUUACGCCAACAUGCCGGUCAAGCGGAUGAUCGCCCUGUACGACUACGACCCGCAGGAAUUGUCGCCCAACGUGGACGCUGAAGUGGAACUUUCCUUCCAGACGGGCGACAUCAUCUACGUUUACGGUGACAUGGACGACGACGGGUUUUACCUGGGCGAGUUGCGCGGCCAGCGCGGGCUGGUCCCUUCCAAUUUCCUGACGGAAGCGCCGCCGGAUUACGACCCGUCUCAACCGCGUCACAAGCGGGGCGGCCAGCAGCAGCAACAGCAGUCGGCCAACAUGAACGACAAGUCGGGCGGAGGCGGGCAGAUGAUGCAGGAUCGCGGACGGGAUUCCAGUUAUUACGGCGGAAAUCGCAGCCGGGAACGGAUGGAUCACGAUCGAAUGGAUCCCCGGGAUGGACGGGGCAUGUCCGGUGCCGAAGGUCCCCCACCUCCUCCACGUACGACCAAUCACCGGCCGUCCGACAAUUCCCGCGAUCGUCGCAGCGACGUCUACUCGCCUGAUCGUCACGAGGGGAGGUCCAUGGCGGCGGUCGGGAGAGAUGGUAACAACCCGAUCAAUAACCAACGCUUCUACGCAGAAGACUCUUUCUCCGACGUCGACGAUAGAUUUAAAGGAAGACCGGAUUCGAUGGAUUACGCCUACAACAACGGAAUGGCAGAUCCCAUGCAACAACAACUACAGGGCAUGAAUGGACAACAACAACAGCAACAACAACAACAACAACCGAAUUUCAACGGUGGAACGGGUGGGCCCAUCCGCAAUUUGCCCAUGAACAAGACGACGAGAGGCUUGCCGCCCAUCCUCCCCGAUCCUUCCGUCAUCCAACAGCAACAGCAGCAACAUCCCGGUCAACCGCCCCUCAACAACAUGAUGAUGAUGAACGCCGAUGCCAACAACCACCUUUACGGUCACGCCAACAACGUUGCCGCGCCCCAACAAGCGACGACAGCGCCAACUUCCGCACCCCUGUCUUCUCACUUUUCCUUUUUCGGGAUGGGCGGCAACAACCAGCAGCAACAACAGCCGCAGCAACAACAAUCGACAGGGCCCAGUCUCAUCCAGAAAAUGAUGGGCGGCGUUGGUGGCGCUGCCACCGCUGCCGCUCCGACGACGACGACGUCCGGCACGACGGAAAAUCCAGUCGAGGGCCUUUUAUCCAAAGGAAAAGAUUUGAUAUUCAAGAAAUUCGGCCUCUAAUGAAAACAUCUAGUAACAAUAACCUUUUGCACAACAACAACAACCAACUCUGCCAUAAUAAUCGAAUCGAGCUGAAAUAAUCCCCUUCAAAAAUGAAACCAAAAAUGGAUAGCGUGAAAAACAAUUGAAUUUUGACGAGCCAAAUGGAUGAGGUCAAACACUUUUUUUUUUUAAUUGCAAAGUUUCCCCAAAAGUUUUGUGGAUGUAAGAUAUAAAAAUACGCACACACACCUCCUGUCUGUCUGUCUGUCUGUCUUGACUCUCUCUCUUUAACUUUCUCGUGUACAGUUAUAGCAAAAAAAAAGGUUUUUUUGGGGGGGUUAUUUUUCCAGCUAAUUAAAAUUUGUUCAUUCAAAUUGAGGAAGAAUUUUUGGGUAAAUUAAAUUUUGUUUAAAUUUUUUCCACCCAACAUUUUUUAAAUGUCUGUGUGAGCCCUGUACAUAUAUAAACUUCAACUAUAUAGGAAUUGUCGCCUGGCGGGAAAUUUAAAAAUAUUUGAAUUAAUUUUGUUUUUUUCAAAUUUUUAGGGGGAUUUUUCUUUGGCCGGCAGUAAUUUGCUUUUCCCCAUUAAAAAAUUUGAAAUUCGUGUUACAUUCAACAUCAAACCUCCCCUUUAAAGAAAAAAGAGUCCCCCCCCCCCUCUCUCCUCCCACGUUGAUAUUUACAUACAAAAAAUAUUAGGAGUUCCGCAAUUUCUAUCAGCCCUAUUUGCAUUCUAUUUACAUAUCAAUUCUCUCUCUCUCUCUUCUCUAUCUCUACAUUUUUCAUUCAUUCUUUUUUUUUUAAAUUAUUCUUUGGCUUAAUCUUUCUUCUUCUUCCCGUUAAAUUUCUCAUAUUAUUCAGCUUGUUGAUAUUAACAACAAAAUCGUUUUCUCUUCACUGUGCAAACCCCCCAAAAAUUAUUAAUCAGAAAUUUACAGUUUAAACAAAUUGUGCAUUUUCAGCGUGAGCCAAGUUGUGGGUGUAUAUGUGUGUGCGUGUGCUUUUUGUUUAUUUUUUUCCAACAAUUUCCCGCAUCAAAAUCCAAACAAAAAAACCAAAUUUCCCAUUUUUUUUUCCUUUUAUUUUUGAAUCUUUUUUGUCACAUCGCCUCUAUGGAAUUUUUCGUUUCAUUCUCGACCGCCAUCUCUCUCUCUCUCUCUUUAUUAUUGCAUUAUUAUUACAAUGUUCGUUAUGGUUAUAAUCUAUAUCUUUACAUACAAUUCUCCAUAUUAUGUGUAACUGUACAAAAGGCAUACAAAAAGGAAACAAAAAAACAAACAAAAUGGCAAAGCAAA